AUGUGUUCAAUAUGGCGUCACAGAGUAAUAAAUGCUGUUGUAAAUUGUUUGCUGAUGAAGAAACUUAAGAUAGCUGUCAGGAAGUGGCGGAUGAUGCGCCUCUUCCGGAAGAGGGACGAUUCUUCAUUGACGCGGCAAACCUCAAUCGAGCCGGUACCAUCAACUUCUGGCACUCCUGCACAUAUUUCGCGUCCGCCUGUGGAUCUACUGCAAUUGGAACCAGACGAAGGCCAAAGGUUAAGAGAACUACAGCUGCGGCAGUAUGCGUUCUUUCAACUAAGAAUACAUUUAAAAAGAGGUCAAAAUUUAGUCGCAAUGGACAAGAAUGGAUUGUUGUCAGGCACCAGUGAUCCAUACGUGAAGUUUAAAGCUGCGGGGAGACUGCUACAUAAGUCGAGGAUAGUGUAUCGCGACCUUAAUCCUGUUUGGGAUGAGUGUUUCACCGUGCCAAUUGAAGAUCCCUUCCAGCCAGUACAACUGAAGGUUUUCGAUUAUGAUUGGGGUUUGCAAGAUGACUUUAUGGGCUCGUGUACCUUGGACCUCACAGCGCUGGAGCUGGGACGAUCUCAAGACUUGGUGCUCUGCUUGCGGGAUCCAAACAAACCAAACCAGGAUAUGGGAGAAAUUGUUCUCAACGUGACCCUAUACCCAAAAUCACAAGAGGACAAAGAAGCAUAUUUAUUAAAGAACACGAGGCUAAGCGACGUGAACAAGAGAUUAAAGGCACAAAUAUGGAGCUCGGUGGUGACGAUAGUUUUAGUUGAAGCGAAAAAUCUUCCAGCGAUGGACGUGGACACACGGUCUAGUGACCCUUAUUGUAAAUUUAGAUUAGGUAACGAAAAAUACAAAAGUAAAGUAGUGUGGAAGACUCUCCAUCCCUCGUGGUUAGAACAGUUCGAUCUACACCUGUAUGAUGAUCAGGAACAAAUCUUAGAAGUUACUGUGUGGGAUAAGGAUAAACAGACUAAAGAUGAUUUUUUAGGAAGGUGUACAAUAGAUUUAUCAAGGUUAGAAAGAGAAAAGACACACAAUAUAUGGCAAGACUUAGAAGAUGGCAACGGUCAGAUAUUUCUCCUACUGACUAUAAGCGGUACCACACAGUCAGAAACCAUUACAGAUCUCGCUAGCUAUAGAGAAAACCCUAGGGAAAUUGAAAAUAUUGAAAGGAGAUACGCGUGGUACAGAUUAAACGAAACUUCGAGUGGAGUGGGCUGGCUGUGUGUCAAAGUAUACGGUGCUAAAGGGUUAGCUGCUGCGGAUUUAGGAGGAAAGUCAGAUCCUUUCUGUGUAUUAGAACUGGGAAAUGCUAGGCUACAAACACACACAGAGUACAAAACACUUGCUCCAAACUGGAUGAAGAUAUUCACCUUCACAGUUAAAGACAUCAGUUCUAUAUUAGAAUUGACAGUCUACGAUGAGGACCACGACCAUAAAGUCGAAUUUCUCGGUAAACUUGCAAUACCGUUGUUGAACAUUAGAAACGGGGAAAAACGGUGGUUCGCAUUAAAAGACAAGAAGAUGAGGGCGAGAGCGAAGGGUAACUACCCUCAGAUAUUACUGGAGAUGAGCGUCAUUUGGAAUCCGCUGAAAGGGGCGAUCAGAGUCGUCAAUCCAAAAGAACCGAAGUAUAUGCAUCAAGAAUCGAAGUUCAAGAGACAGGUAUUUAUACGAAACGUCAUGAGACUGAAGGCUAUCAUUAUGUGGUUUAUUGAAAUUGGAAAAAUUUUACAAGACUGCUUCGAAUGGGAAUCUAGAUUAAGAUCGUUCCUAGGACUCCUGGCGUGGCUCGCGUUCUGUUACUACUACGAGAUGUGGAUGUUGCCAUUUCUAUUAUUAGUAUUUUUUGCAAGAAACUGGCUGAUAUAUCGACUUACUGGUGGUAACCCAUUACUGUUACCUGUCGAUGAUGAUGAUUUAUUAGCGGAAGAAGAUGAUGAAGAAGAAGUGGAUAAGGAGGAAAAAAAGUCCUUAAAGGAAAGAUUGCAAGCUAUACAAGAAGUAACGCAAACAGUACAAAAUGCGAUUGGUUAUGUAGCGGCUUUAGGUGAAGCUGUUAAAAAUCUCAUGAACUUUACAGUGCCAUAUCUUAGUUAUAUAGCUAUAAUAAUGCUCGUCGGUGCAAUGUUCGUUCUAUACCUAAUACCUCUGAGGUAUCUUCUGAUGGCGUGGGGUAUCAACAAAUUUACAAGAAAAAUCCUACGUCCUCAUACGAUACCUAACAACGAAGUUCUAGACCUAUUAUCUAGGGUACCUGAUGAUGAGACUUUGCUGGAUAUUAGAGAAAUCAAGCCUCACCCCACGAGCGAACGACGAGACGCAAGAAAGAAACACAAAGCAGCGUAACGAAAAUAUUUAU
This is a messenger RNA of Melitaea cinxia (Glanville fritillary), 2356 nucleotides long. It is a transcript of the gene Mctp, whose product is annotated as multiple C2 and transmembrane domain-containing protein-like. Gene Ontology annotation, molecular function: calcium ion binding. The coding region runs from base 1 to 2343 and encodes 780 amino acids. The transcript is spliced from 17 exons. NCBI's taxonomy places the organism in Eukaryota, Metazoa, Arthropoda, Insecta, Lepidoptera, Nymphalidae. The record is from RefSeq and is a predicted model, not a curated record. Gene Ontology annotation, cellular component: synaptic vesicle membrane. Gene Ontology annotation, biological process: regulation of neurotransmitter secretion.